AUGGGCUAUUCAGAGCAACUCUGCCAAAUCUGCGGCGUCUCCUUCAACAUCGCCCGCAUCCGCCGCCCGGACGAGCCCAGAUCCGCCGCCUGGAUCUACUACGGCUCCGACUUUGUGGACGCGGAGGGCACGAUCCAGAACUGUGGUCGAAAGUCAGGAUGUAUGAUCGUUGAUCGGGAUCUCGAUGAGGAUGUGCUUCAGGAUCCCUGGAAGAGGAGAGUUGUCGAGGGGGAAGAUGACGAGGGAGGCGGAGAUGGAAAUGGAGAGGGGGAGGAGUUUGCUCCUAACGCUGAAGACGACGAGGACGAUGACGAGCCGCCGCUGCUGGAACAGUUUGUUGAGCUGAUGAAACACAUCGCCGGCCCCAACUGCACGAACGGCAACGGCUACAUCGGCCACCGCAUCUCCCUGCAAGAAAUGCAACACUGCCGCGUCUGGCAGACCCUGAUCCGCAAAACCGAGACCUUUCAAUCCGCCCCAGACGACGAAGCCUUCGAACGCACCGAAGACGUCUUCCUCAGCGGCAUCUCCGACGACAUGCCCGAGACGAUGGACGGCGGAUCAGCCGAAACUCACCCCGCCCGCCACGGCGUCCGCAAACCCAACGUGACGAACGGCAUGAUCGAUAGCGUGUACACCGACGCCAAGGCAGCCUGCAUGCCGUUCCACCCCUGGUGUCUCGAGGUCUUCAAGCGGGCGUCGCACGCGAAGAGCGGCGAAGUCGAUAUCGCCGGGCUGUGGGGAUGGUAUGAGAACGAAGCGGACUUUGAAAUGUUCUUUGCCUUCCCUCGGGCGGGUCCAACCACCGGACUGCGUGAACAGUGGUGGGAUCACGCCGUGGGGAGCGAAUGGAUCGUGUGCAACCCGCUCUUCAUGCCGACACUCUCCGACGAGCUGCAAACCACCAUCAGCUCAGACCCGUCUUUCGACGUCGGCCAAGGCGCCUUCGACAUCCCAUCCUCCCAACUCACACCCCCAACAUCAACCCAAGAAACCGACCCCUUCACAACCCUCCCCGCAGAACUCCGCCUCAUGAUCCUCCAAGACCUCCCCUCGCAAUCCAUCGCCUCCCUCCGCCUCUCCUCCCGCGCCUUCCGCCAACUCCCCAUCUCUUUAUGGCACCACCUCCUCCUGAAAGAAAUGCCCUGGUUCUGGGAAGCCCACCCCUCAACCCCCCUCCCAACAUACUCCUUCUGGACCACGAAAUCCGAAAAAGACCUAAAAUCCCACCCCGUCGCCCCCGAAAACCGCAACCCCGUCCCCGUGCCAAACACUCUAGAUCCCACGCGGACGAACUGGCAUCGCCUCUAUCUCCUCCUCAAGGAACGGGAGAACGAUGAAAAGUAUAGAUCUCUGAGGGGUCUGCGAAACCGCGAGAGGAUCUGGAUGGACUGUCAGGAGAUUCUGAGGAGGAUCGAGGAGUACAGGGCGCGAGGGGAGAUUCCGGUCGAGGACGUGGCGAGGCUUGUGCGUGAGAGGACCGAGGGCGUGAGGAGGAGGAAUCGGGAGAGGAUGGAGGCGAGGAGGAGGGAGCAGGAGAGGGAUCAGGGGGUUGUGACGCAUACGGAAGCUGCGCAGAUGCUGUAG
This is a messenger RNA of Zasmidium cellare ATCC 36951, 1587 nucleotides long. RefSeq lists its product as uncharacterized. The transcript has 3 exons. The record is from RefSeq and is a predicted model, not a curated record. Gene Ontology annotation, molecular function: protein binding. Lineage: Eukaryota; Fungi; Ascomycota; Dothideomycetes; Mycosphaerellales; Mycosphaerellaceae. The coding region runs from base 1 to 1587 and encodes 528 amino acids.